This is a messenger RNA of Dendrobium catenatum, 2739 nucleotides long. Its product is annotated as dynamin-related protein 5A. Gene Ontology annotation, cellular component: microtubule; membrane; cytoplasm. The coding region runs from base 99 to 2582 and encodes 827 amino acids. Gene Ontology annotation, molecular function: GTPase activity; GTP binding; microtubule binding. The transcript is spliced from 8 exons. Lineage: Eukaryota; Viridiplantae; Streptophyta; Magnoliopsida; Asparagales; Orchidaceae. The record is from RefSeq and is a predicted model, not a curated record.
UCAAACGGCUAGUUUGUCGCUCUUCCUCCCCUCUCCCCAUUCAAAUUUCAAUUCUUUUUCUCACUCUCUCCUCCCCUCACCUGUCCUCGCUCGCGCUAAUGGCCGCCAACGCUCUCACCACCAGCACCCCCAUCAAGACUCCGAACCCAAAAUCCCACUCCGCGGCCGCAAGGAGAGUUGCGCAGCCGAGCCACAGUGCCAACGCAGAUUCUUCGGCCGCAUCGGCCGAUUUCAAGUCCAGGUUUGAAGCCUACAACCGACUUCAGGCUGCAGCCUUCGCUUUCGGGGAGAAGCUUCCGAUCCCGGAGAUUGUUGCUGUUGGUGGCCAAUCCGAUGGAAAGAGCUCGCUUCUCGAGGCUUUACUGGGCUUCCGUUUUAACGUCCGUGAGGUCGAGAUGGGUACGCGCCGCCCUCUCGUCCUCCAGAUGGUCCAUGACCCCACGUCCCUCGAGCCCAGAUGCCGCUUCCAGGAUGAAGACUCAGAGGAGUACGGAUGUCCAGUGGUUUUGGGUACUGCAAUUGCCGACCUAAUCCGAUCCCGCACUGAGGCGCAUCUAAAGAAGAUUGGAGCUGCAGUUUCCUCGAAGCCAAUCGUCAUGAGAGCUGAGUAUGCCCACUGCCCCAAUCUCACCAUCAUCGACACUCCUGGUUUUGUUCUCAAGGCGAAGAAAGGUGAGCCAGAAAAUACACCUACUGAGAUUUUAUCAAUGGUGAAGUCUUUAGCCAGUCCUCCACACCGCCUUCUCCUGUUCCUGCAACAGAGCAGUGUUGAAUGGUGCUCUUCUCUCUGGUUAGAUUCUAUCAAGGAAAUUGAUCCCACUUUCAAAAGAACCAUAAUUGUUGUCUCCAAGUUUGACAACCGCCUGAAGGAGUUUACUGAGAGCUGGGAAGUUGAUCGCUACCUGAGUGCUAGUGGUUAUCUUGGAGAUAACACCCACCCAUUUUUUGUUGCACUUCCUAAGGAUAGGGGUAUGGUCACUAAUGAGGAGUUCCGUAGGCAAAUUUCUCAGGUGGACCUUGAUGUCUUGCACCAUCUGCGUCAGAAUGUAAAAGGAGGAUUCAAUGAAGAGAAGUUUGAACCAUUUAUUGGUUUUGGUUGUCUCAGAAAAUUUCUGGAAUGCGAACUCCAGAAGAGGUACAAAGAAGCUGCUCCAGCAACACUGGCAUUACUAGAGCAGCGUUGCAGUGAAGUCUCUCUUGAGUUAGGUCGAAUAGAGUACAAGUUACAGGCCACUUCUGAUAUCUCCCACCUUCGAAAGUCUGCAAUGCUUCAUGCAGCUUCUAUCUGCACUCAUGUGGGUGCAUUGAUAGAUGGUGCUGCAGAUCCAGCUCCCGAGCAGUGGGGAAAAUCAACUGUUGAAGAACAGCAAGAGAGUGGUUUUGGGAGCUGGCCAGGUGUCAUUGCAGUUGUGAAGCCUCCAAAUUCUAACCUUAGAUUAUAUGGUGGUGCAGCAUUUGAGAGAGUAAUGCAUGAGUUUCGCUGUGCUACAUACUCGAUUGAAUGCCCACCGGUCUCGAGGGAGAAGGUGGCAAAUAUUUUACUUGCCCAUGCUGGCAGAGGCGGUGGUGGUGGAAUAGUAGAGGCAGCUGCUGAGAUAGCACGCGCCGCUGCACGAGCAUGGUUUGCUCCUAUUCUGGAUACUGCCUGCGAGCGGCUUGCUUUUGUUUUGAGGAGCCUCUUUGAUUUGGCGGUGGAGCGAAACCGCAGCCAUGACUUUGACUAUUGGCAAAAAAAUGGAGAUAUGGAUGGUUAUAUUGGAUUUCACGCUGCUUUAAGACGCUCUUACAAUAGCUUUGUUAAUGGUCUCUCUAAGCAUUGCAAGCAGCUAGUGCGACAUCACCUUGAUUCUGUAACUAGCCCAUACUCUCAAGUGUGCUAUGAACCCGACUUCCUAGGUGGGAUUGGCUCUGGUUCAAAUUCAUAUCCUAGAUCCAACCAGAUUCAAAGCAUCUCAUACUUCCUUGAUCUGUCAGAAUCAACAGGUGCACAAGAACAGAUGGACCAGGAAAAUGUACCACCUAAAGAUCAACAGAACACAACACCUGGAAAAAAAAUGGAGUCUAGAGAGGCACUAAAAGAGAGUCAAAUGACAAUUCCUGAGACACCUUCACCAGAUCUGCCAGUUGAUGCCGUUUUAGGGGUUAGGAAGAAGGAAAAUGGGAAUUGUUUGGAUAUCGGUGGAAGAAAACGCCAAGCAAGAACUGUUACCAAUGGAAGGAUUUCAGAUGCUACCAGAAACCAGAAUUCUAGCUUUGUGUUCGGUGAUAUAGCUAAAUCAGGCUCUUCAUAUACUGAUAUUUGCUCUCUAGCAGCUCAACACUUUGCACGAAUUCGUGAGGUUCUCAUUGAGAGAAGUGUUUCCUCUGCCUUAAAUUCUGGUUUCCUCACUCCAUGUCGAGAACGGUUGAUAGUGGCGCUUGGUUUGGAGCUAUUUGCUGUGACAGAUGAAAAUUUUAUGGACAUGUUUGUAGCACCUGGCGCCAUUGAUGUCCUUCAAAAUGAACGGCAAUCCCUUCAAAAGAGGGAAAAGAUCUUACAAUCUUGCUUGAACGAGUUCAAGAACAUAGCUCGGGCUUUAUGAUGGUGACCAGAUUCUUUCCCUCAAGUUGCAAAUCGGUCAUUUCAAUGUAUAGGCACCUGGUAAGCAAUUGAAUAUGGCCUAGCAUAUUCUCCAUCUGAGCAUUCUAUGGAUAUUCUUUGUCCAUUUUGUUUUAAGAUGUCCUCACCUUCCUGUUACU